GUCUUCGAAUUUUGAAAAUAAAGAUCGAGCUUUGACUCAUUUGACAUUUUUCUCCAUCCUCCGUCUGCAUCGAUUGCAUUUACUUCUAAUGAACGAGGAAUCAAAGCUCCAAAGAAGAGGCGUGUAGGAAGGUCUGAUGCGCGUGUGUAAGAUAUGGAAAUCAGUAUGGAUGAAACACAUGUAUCUCUGAAGUCCAAGCAACAAUCAUUUUUUGCCUGCUAUUUACUUUGUUCUUUGAGUUCUCGUUAUAAGGGUUGCACCUAUAUUGGAUUCACUGUCAAUCCUCGACGUCGAAUAAGACAGCAUAAUGGAGAAAUUAAGUCAGGGGCACGGAAAACUAAAAGGAAGAGGCCAUGGGAAAUGAUUUUAUGUAUAUAUGGUUUUCCUUCACAAGUUUCUGCACUACAGGCAUCAAAUGGCGACCCCGGAGUCGGAAGAUCAACUACUUGGCGGACCCUCAUCAAAGAAGAUCAAGUCAGGACAAGGACGACCUCCUCCAGUCUAGCCUCGACAAGGACGGCCUUCUUCGGUCAAGCAUCAUCAGGAAUAACCUCUUUCAAUCCUGCAUUCCAAGGCGAGUUUGAGUGGGCUUGGCAGCAUCCAAGAGAAUCUCUGGCUGUAAAGGAAGCGGCCAAAGGGAUGAAGCUGGGUGGGACUGCGGGUAAAAUAAGGCUUGCUUACACUAUGCUCACACUUCCCGAAUGGAAAAGCUUAAAUCUUACUAUCAAUUUCUUGUCAACAAAGUACGUAGGCAAUACCAAGGGUUGCCCAAUUCUACCUUCUCAUAUGAAAGUUCAGUUUUGUCCCGUGGAUGAGCUUCCCUGUUACACAGAUGAUUGGGUGUCAGAUCCUGAGGAUGAUCUCAAAGAAGAGUGUUACUUAGGAAAAAGUGAUGCCAGUGAUCCUGAAGAGGAAAUGGAGGUUGACAAGGGACCAGCAUUAAUGAAACAGCAUACUGAAAUAAAAAAGCAGCAACAGCAAGAAUGUGACCAGAAUCCUGCUAAGAAAUGCAGGAGAAGAGGCCGCCCUUUAAAGCAAUAUAAAUGUAAUUCAGAUGAAUUGGCUUCUGAAGUUACAGUUCCUUCCCCAAGUAAGUUAUCUUCAUUUUCAGUACUGGCAGGUGCAGAAAGUGAGGGAUUGGAUAGGUUAAACAGUUUUUUUCCCAACAGUUUUAGUUCAGAUCAAUUGGCUUCUAAAGUUACAGUUCCUUCCCCAAGUAAAUUAUCUUCAUUUUCAGUACUGGCAGGUGCAGAAAGUGAGGGAUUGGAUAGGUUAAACAGUUUUUUUCCCAACAGUGAUUGCCUACUUCAAAUAUCAGACAGUGAGAACAGUGAGGAUGGUUAUGUUGCAAAUGGUACAUCUGUAAUGCCAAACACCUCUUUACCAGUCAAUCUCAGUCAAGAAGCUUCAACUGCUGUAAAGAAUAAUUGCUCCAUCAACUUCAGAGCUGAUUAUUCCCCAUCCAAUGUUAGUGACUCUGACAAGCUAAAAGGUAUUUCAGACGAGUUCAGUAUAAAACGUAAAAUGAUUGCUGCCUCAGAUCCAGUGGAGUAUAAUUUGUCCAAUGAAUUGAAAAUGGAUUACAGUGUUAGCAAAGAUAGUGAAGUUGACAAGAUAGUAAAUAAUAUGGAUGAUUUUAGCAUAAAAAGCAGAACUACAAGCUUAAAUAUGAUAGAGUUUCCAUCUCUCCAGGAAUACAGUCCUGUAUGUUAUAUCUCGCCUCUGAAAAUGUCUGAGGAAGCAUUGUUGUCAUUCACAUCACCCUCCAAGUCCCCUCCCACCAAGAAAUUAAUUAGUGUAAGCUGUACAUUCUUAUCCCCUAUAUCUUCUCAGAGACAAGUUAUAACAGUAUUAUCUACUCCUCGGCCUAUUUCAAAAAAUGUCAUCGAUUUGACAGAUUCACCUGCAACAUAAGUAAUGGUUCUUAAAGUGUGUGCUGGGGUGGGGGCUUUGAAUCAGAAAACAAAAAUAAUGAUAUUGAUAGAUGAGAUGUAUGAUACAUUGGAUAUAUGAUAUUUGAAACCUGAAUAAAAGAUGACAAAAUGUUCAGUUGGAUCGAACAUCUUCUCUUCAGACUUAUCCAAGAAUUAUUGUUUGAAUGAUUUAUUUGUAAUAUGUUUCAUAGAUGUACAUGUAACAUGACAGCUACUGCAAAGUAGAAUAAAGACAUUCAUUUAAGGACCGUUACCCAAUAAGGCUGAUAGAUGGCCUUUAGUUAAUUUCAAUUAUAUAAACUUUGCAGUUACUUAAAGAUAA
This is a messenger RNA of Cryptomeria japonica (Japanese cedar), 2256 nucleotides long. RefSeq lists its product as uncharacterized. NCBI's taxonomy places the organism in Eukaryota, Viridiplantae, Streptophyta, Pinopsida, Cupressales, Cupressaceae. The transcript has 6 exons. Gene Ontology annotation, cellular component: Slx1-Slx4 complex. The record is from RefSeq and is a predicted model, not a curated record. Gene Ontology annotation, molecular function: 5'-flap endonuclease activity; crossover junction DNA endonuclease activity. Gene Ontology annotation, biological process: double-strand break repair via homologous recombination. The coding region runs from base 154 to 1914 and encodes 586 amino acids.